UGCAUAGUGACCCUGUUCCUCUUCUGUUGGUUCAUCGCUGGUAACGUUUGGGUUUACUCCGUUUACCAGCCCAGCUACAUCAAGAAUGCUACGGAUGUGAGCUCCUACUGCAACAAGACGCUCUACCUGGUCGCCUUCUCGGUCAUCACGGCGCUCAACAUCCUUCUGGGUCUCUUACUUCUGUUAGCUACCUGCUGUGCCCUCUGCAUUUACUGCUGCAUUUCAUCCUUCCAGACCUGUUUCUCUAACAUCAUCCAUGCCGACGAUGACGUCCCUGCCGACGAUGACAUCUCUGGCGAUUCUGCAGAAUAAGUUUAAAGCGGGGUCCCUCUGAAUUGAUGGUUGCGCAUCAGUUGAAGCUUUUAGUUUCUGUUGUGUUGGCCCUCCAGGGCCCGUAUCUGUCAUUACAUAAAAUUACUUUCAACGCUCAGAGGAAUUAUCUUAAAUCCCCCAAAAAAAACAGAACCAGUUCCACCGCGUUGAUGUUUACACCUGCUGUAUCUCCUACCUUUACUCCUAGGUGACGGGUUUUAACACUGCUUGUGGACGUCUUCAUUGUCCACUUUGCUGUAUAUUGUGCAAUACUGUGAAUGAAUGAGUAUUUGAAUUUCUGUUUGACUUUCUAUAUCAGCCAUGCUGAUAGCUAUGUUUGGUGAGGGGUUUACAUCUUGAGCUUUAUACAGAGAGCAAGAGAAAAUGCGUUUCAUUAAUUUAUUGAUGGUUAUAUGGUUUUAUUGGCAAUGACAUUAAACACAAUGAUAAAGAGGGAUCUAAAAUGCUGAAAAAUAUCAAAAUCUCACAAAUGGCAGCUGAUUUUUAUUAAAGAAGAGCACGAGGCAGUUUACUUUUAAAGGGGCAGUUAUUUUUAUAAUGGCUCUGACACGAAUACAGUUUUUACAAUAGAAAAACUUUAAAAUCAUGAAAAAGUGCUUUUGAUCAGCUUUAGAGACAAAAGGUGCCAGUUACCACAAAUAACCACAUUUUAUUAAAAAUGCAUUAGGAACAUGUUUUUGUUGUCCUCCUCUGCUUGUUUUUAUCUAACGUGGAAACAAUCCUACAGACUAAUGUACACAUGUGCCCUUCAUGCCUCUUCCUCCUCCAUCUUGGUCUUACUGGUGUAGAGCUCAGCUACCAGGCUGCAAAAAUAAAAAAAUAAA
Molecule: messenger RNA, 1157 nt
Organism: Fundulus heteroclitus (mummichog)
Lineage: Eukaryota; Metazoa; Chordata; Actinopteri; Cyprinodontiformes; Fundulidae
Product: transmembrane protein 272-like
Exons: 2
Source: RefSeq, a predicted model, not a curated record